AUGCGUAUUAUGGGUUAUCGUCCUGAGGAUGUACGUGAAGCUUUAGUAAAACAAAGUUUCAAUAAUGUUACAGCAAUCUAUUUACUAUUAGCUGAUCCUAAGACAAGAUUAACCUUACCAGCAAGCAGUUUCAUUUCAUCGUCACCUUCACAAGCAAUACAAGGCAAUACUCUAUUGAACAAUAAUAAUAAUAAUAACCUUCAUCAUCAUCAGUCAUCAGAGAUUGUUGAAGAUAAGACUACCUCAUCAAGUGCUGUUAAGUCGUCUACAGAUAAAACUAAUGGUGUUGAAAAUAGUAGUAAUAAUAGUAAUAAUAACAAUUCCAAAUCCAAUCAAAAUGGAUCAUUACAUCAAAGUAAAAAAGAAUCCGGUCAAGACAAUACAUCUCAGUACAAUGGAGUUAGGCGUACAAGUGGAAUCUCUUGGCUGAAGCAAAGCGCUAGCGCCGGUCCUGCAUCAAAUAGACAAGAAAAAUCAAGUGUUGAUGAAAAAUCUCGUCUCCUUCCACGUAUACGCGUAUCAGAUUUACGUGAUCGUGGCAAUGAUAUCAAUGUAGAUAAUCGUGGUCAAGAGAAAAUAGAUGAAAAUUCCGAAAUUACUGAAUCACCUGGUGAUCAGUUAAGCGUUCGUCGAAUGAAUACCUUUACAAUGUCGGAUAAAUUUCGGCCAACUGGUUCAGAUUCUCAAUCCCCCAGCCUACAGGGUCCGUUAUCUAGAGCACCACCAAUGUCGAAUAUACCCAACUCCAUCACUGCUAAUCCAUCUACAACUAGUAGUGAGAAUUCACCAAUCAAAUCUACUGACAAAGCAUCUGCUCCGUUUAACACUGAUAAUACAACCAAUUUUGAACAACCGAUCAAAUUGAAUCAUGCUGUACCAUACACUGAAGAAAAUCCUUCACUGAAUUCUAGCAACUUCAUUGGAUGGUUACGAAGAACACUUCCUCAUCGAAAACGUCCUAAAGAUAAUAUUUCAUCGUGUAAUAAUAAUUCAAAGCCUAUUUCAACGAAUUAUAAUAACAACGGUCCUGUAAUUAGGACUGACAAUAAUAAUAAUAGUAAUAAUAACAGUGCUAAUAGUCAUGAUAUUAUUGAUGUCUUGUAUCCUAAUGAUCAACAGAGAUUUCAUCGUAAUGAUCCUAAUCGUUCUACGGAUAAUUGGAGUAAAAAUAAAUCGAAAAAUAUCUCAGAUCAGUCUACGUCGUCUACAUUCAGUGAUAGUCCUUCUUCAACACUCGGUGCCUCAUCAUCUGGUACUAUGGAUUCAUCUAAAGUUAUGCAGCAGCAGCAGCAACAGAACAUAAAUAAAUCAACUAAACAUCAUCAGAUUGGAAUACCUGAUUCAAUCUGCAAGGCACUUGAUACACCAACAACAACUAAUGAUGAUAAUAAUGAUAAGUCGUGUCCAAAAUCUCCAGUCUUCAAAUUACCAACAAAUACAGCAGCAACAACUACAAGAGAUUCGCUUAUUAAAUGGUCAGUACGUCAUCGACCGAACAAUACCACUUCUACCGGCACCAAUGCUACUAAUAGUAGUAGUAAUAACACGACUAGUAGUUUAACGUCUAGAGAAUGUAGACAGUCAUCACCAAAGAGUACAGGAACGAGUAACUUGAAUACAAAUCAAGGCGUAAGUCUUCCUUCUGAAGUGAAAAAUUCUUCUGACUCUUCGUCAGUAACAUUAGAGACGACAACGACUGCAGUAAGGGCUCAGAAGAGUGCUUCUAUGAAAGCUCGAUCUGGACGAUUUUUCCGUAGUUUAACGACUAGAAUCGCUCGAAGUUUUCGAUGCGGUCGUUUUAAGUCGGGUCAUGCAAGUCAUAAUCGAAAUAUGUCUAGUUUACGAAAAUUCAAUAAUAACAACAAUAACAAUACUAAUACUAAUAAUAAUGAUAAUAAUAAUACUAAUAAUAAUAAUAAUAAUACGCAUAGCAAUAAGAAGCAUCACUGUCAAUCCGAUAAGACCAGUUUAUUGAAGAACAAUGGAAAAGAAGAAAUUACCGAGGAAUCUGACUCAUCGGACAGACAACAUUCACUAUUAUUAUUCUUAUCAUCAUCCGGGUCAUCACACGGUCAUCGUCAUCGCCAGCAUCAGGAUCAUCACUCGACUGACAAUGAUGACAGUAAUACUGAUGACGACAAUGAUGAUGAUGAUGAUACAAUGAAGGGUACUAUUUCACCUAAUCGUGAUCCAUGGAUAACUAUGGAACCGGAAAAACAACGUAAAAUCUCUUCGACCAUGGGUGGUAAUACAACAUCAAAGUCAAAAAAAUCAUCAUCAAAUGAAGUUGAUACUACUACUACCACUAGUGGUGGGGGUGGUGGUGAUAAGGUUAGAUCAAAAUUCUAUGGCUUUGAUUCGCCUACGAGUUUACCAAUGAAUGAUUCACCUGGAAUUAUUAUUAGUGGGGGUGGUAGUAGUCAAAAAAAGACAGGAAUGGAACUACCUUCAGUCGACCGGACAAAUACUCGAACAGUAAUCAUGACUUCCGAUGUACAUAGGCAUAAAGCAUCAACUAUUACAACGGUUGUGCCCACACCACAAUCACCAUCGCCAAUACCGCCAAUACCACAGUCAUUAACAAUGUCAACAUCUGUUAAAAGCAGUAAUAAUAAUGAUAAUAAUAAUAAAACUCUCUCCUCAUCUGUAUUUGAAUCAGAUUAUAAUAAUUAUUAUUAUGGACAGAAUAAAGGCGGAAAAUUAUGGAAACCACGUCGCUUACACUUUGUUCUACGUCUUCCUAUAAUUGGUUCUGAUCCUCAUAUUUUAUUAAUACAAAUGAUAGAAUUAUUUAAACGUUAUCAAUGCGCUUAUACUUUUCUCAGUUCAUAUCGUUUACGUUGUACAAAAUUAAUAAAUUCACAUAAUAAUCCUAAUGAUAAUUGUAAUACUACUACUACUAGUACUAAUGAUAAUAAUAAUAAUGAAAGUAUUGAUGAACAGGGCAUACAACAACAACAACAGCAACAGCAACAACAGUUUCAAUGCAGUAAAUCAUCACAGUCAUCGUCAUCAUCAUCCAGUGUACUUAACUGGGAUUUAGAGAUAUUUCAAUUAGCCAAGCCAAUUGUUUAUGGUGUACGCUUUAAACGCAUUUCAGGCAAUCGUAAUGCAUUCAAAUCAAUGGUAAAAUAUUUUGUUCAUCAAACUGAAAAUAUAACUUGA
Molecule: messenger RNA, 3165 nt
Organism: Trichobilharzia szidati
Lineage: Eukaryota; Metazoa; Platyhelminthes; Trematoda; Strigeidida; Schistosomatidae
Source: the annotation of a GenBank genome assembly